This is a messenger RNA of Seriola aureovittata, 5928 nucleotides long. It is a transcript of the gene kcnk10a, whose product is annotated as potassium channel, subfamily K, member 10a. The transcript is spliced from 7 exons. The coding region runs from base 1217 to 2938 and encodes 573 amino acids. Gene Ontology annotation, cellular component: membrane. Gene Ontology annotation, molecular function: potassium ion leak channel activity. Lineage: Eukaryota; Metazoa; Chordata; Actinopteri; Carangiformes; Carangidae. Gene Ontology annotation, biological process: potassium ion transmembrane transport; stabilization of membrane potential. The record is from RefSeq and is a predicted model, not a curated record.
CUUAACAUUCUGCUCAUGAUUGGGUUGAUGUCAGAAUAUAACAUUUAAUCAUCAAAUCUCAUUUGUAGGCGUAGUGAUCAUUAGUUAUAUAUCCAUAACAUAUUCUCUCCCACUAUUGCCAACUUGUCACGCGGUUCAUUCCAUUAUUAUUUUCAUCUUUAUGAUUAUUGCAUGUUGCAUUUACUCUGUGGAUAGCAGUAAAGUUAAUACAUCUCUUUAUAUACACUCACAUGUCCAGUCUUCAACAGGACGACUAUUGAAUCGAGAACUCACUGCUUCUGAAAUCAGAUUGAGCACAUUAAUCAAUUAAAUAAUUCAAUGUUGUCUUCCCUGAGGACUGGUGCCCCCUUUCAAUGACAACACCACCACAGGCUUUAUAAUUGACUUCGGUGACAACUAUGAUGAAACAGUGAGGGAAAAGAGCCAUAAAACAAAUAAUCCUCUUUCUUUAAUUUCCUAUGCACUCCUUUCUCUUCCUUUCCUUUCUUUUCCUCUGUUUUCCUUUCUCUUCCUCUGCUUUCCUUUCCUUCCUCUUUCUCUGCUUACCCUUUAUCCGGCUUUUCUUUCAUUCCUCUGCUUUUCUUUCUCUUCCUUUCCUUUGCCUUUGCUUUCAUUUAAUUUCCCUUCUGUUCUUUUUCUUUCUUCUACUACCCUCCUCUUUCCGUCUCUUCACUUUGCUUCACUUCCUUCUCUCCUCUCCUACAGGCGACCUGUUAUCUUUCAGUGAACUGACGUCGUGUCUUGUAGUACGCAGCCGCGCGACACGAAGGUGCGCCGCGGCGUGGAGUGCAGCAGAAGCAGCUUUGUGUCGGAGGGAGGUGGAUCCUGAUCACUGACGGUGUAUAGCCGCGGAUCCUGCACCAUGACGUAAACACAGAAUAGAAAAUUCAUCAAGCAAAAUGUAAACGUUAGAUUCUUCAAUGGGCAUCGUCUCCCGCUGCGCGCGCCCAUGAUGUUGACCACUACACGAUGCAGACGGUGAUGCGGCGAGCAGUGGGUGUGCACUCUUGAACGCCGUGGGUGAAGAGAGAAGGAGCUGCAUCCUAUCAGCCUUUCAGCCGCUCUAACCGAAGCACACGGCGCGGAUGAUAUGUUGUUACUCCCCGCCGUCCGUCACCCUCUCUUGGUUUAAGUCGACGGAAUCGACCGACAGGACCCUGAGACCAUAGACACAUUUCUUUCCCUUGGUAGCAGCUGCGAGAGCCACAGAAUCAAGAUGAAAUUUCCGACUGAGAAUCCAAGAAAACCAGGGAACUCAAACCCUGCACCAGUGGCAGUUCAGACCAACCUGGUCCUCCCGAAGAAGGUGCAGCCAGGCAUGCUUCAGUCCAGCCUGGUGCAAGCCAGCGUGGCCACCAUGCAGAACCCGAUGGGCUGCGCUCUGCCACGGCUCUCUGUUUCCUCCCGCCCCGCGAGCAUGGUGGCCAGCAUGGAGGUAGUGGGUGAUGGCUCGGCUCCCUUCACCAUGAUGAAGCUGAAAACGGUGCUGGCGGUGUUCGUGGUGGUGGUUGCUUACCUGGUGGCAGGGGGCCUGGUGUUCCAGGCGCUGGAACAGCCCUUUGAAAACAACCAGAAGAUCACCAUCACAGCAGAGAAGGCAGCCUUCUUGCAGAAACACACAUGUGUGUGUCCAGAAGAACUGGAGGCCAUCAUCAAGCACUCUGUGGAAGCUGUGAAUGCUGGAGUGAAUCCCAUCGGUGACACUUCCUACAACUCCAGCCACUGGGAUCUGGGCAGUGCUUUCUUCUUUGCUGGAACAGUCAUCACAACCAUAGGUUAUGGUAACAUUGCCCCGAGCACUGAGGGAGGAAAGAUUUUCUGCAUUCUUUAUGCAAUAUUUGGCAUCCCGCUGUUUGGAUUCCUGCUGGCAGGUGUCGGGGACCAGCUUGGCACCAUAUUUGUCAAAAGCAUUGCCAAAGUGGAGAAGAUGUUCCGGAACAAACACAACCAGAUCAGUCAGACUAAAAUCCGUGUGGCGUCCACCCUCCUCUUCAUCCUGGCAGGCUGCAUCCUGUUUGUCACCAUUCCUGCUGUGAUAUUCAAACACAUCGAGGGCUGGACGGCGCUGGAGUCGACAUAUUUUGUGGUCAUCACUCUGACAACAGUUGGAAUAGGUGACUAUGUGGCAGGGGGGGACCGCAGGAUCGAGUACCGGAAGUGGUACAGACCACUAGUUUGGUUCUGGAUCCUGGGUGGUCUAGCCUACUUUGCUGCUGUGCUGAACAUGAUUGGUGACUGGCUGAGGGUGCUGUCCAAAAAGACAAAAGAAGAGGUUGGAGAGAUCAAGGCUCACGCAGCAGAGUGGAAAGCAAACGUGCGAGCAGAGUUCCGGGAGACACGUAGGCGUAUGAGUGUCGAGGUCCACGACAAGCUACAGCGAGCUGCCACCAUCCGGAGCAUGGAGAGGCGGCAGUUGGGUCUGGAUCAGCGUGCCGUGUCACUGGACAUGCUUUCCCCAGAGCGCCGUGCCAUCUUCAACAGCCUGGACACCAACAGCUACAAGACCUCUUCCCAGGAGAGCAUCGACACCAAACUGAACAACCUCCGGCUGCGGGGGGCUGAGCAGUGCGAGCGGCACUCCAACCACCAAACCACUUCUGAGGACAACAUUUUCAACCGCCUCGGCUCCGUCACCAAGAUGGCAAAGCGCAACAGGCAUCGGGACCUGAAGAAGAACAUCCCAGAUGAGACUCGCCGGCCUCAUAGCGAAGCAUAUGGCUACAGCACAGCCACCUUCGACUGCAGCACACACUCUGCAGAUGAAGGGAAAAGAGAGGAUGAGAAUGAAGACAAGGAGUGCAACACUAGCUUGUCUGAUUUCCCGCUGUUUUUGGAAGCUUGCAAGCCACAGAAUGGGUUUAUUCCAGAGCAGACCAAAGAGAAUGAGAGUGAGAAAACACUUGAAACAAAAGAGCUGCAUAUUCAGAUGGGCCCUUAGACAGUGUAUUCCUACAAAGAGAUUUUAAAUACCACCAUAAGUGCCUUAGGUCUCCUUUAAUCCAGUGUGUGCUUACAGAAGGGCAAUACCUGUCCCUUUGUGCUAUAUCCUGUAUUGUUGACAGUUUUCACUGUGCCCUAUGAAUCGGAUGGACACACACUCUGAACUAGAAAUGCAACACCUGUUUUCUGUUCUAAGUGUGCUCUGCUAAAUGAUGGUCAUAUUUAAAAAGUUGUCUGCUAAUAGGCAUUUACAGGAUAAUAACUUCUUAUUCUGCAGCUGUGGACAUUAUUUCUCUCAGUUAUGCUAAAACUAUACUCUGCUAAAGUAAUCGCUAACAUUAGCAACCAGCAGAAAUCAACACACCUGCAUCAGUCUUGUAAGUUUUGAGUCAGUUCUAUAUCAUCUGCAUGUGGUGCACAGUACUUCACAGAUUCACAUGUAUAUUACAGUAAAUGAUUACAGACAGGUGAGGAGUCCCAUAUAUUUAACCAAUUUGUGGUUGUUAUCAGGACCAUCGAUGUCACCUGGUUCGUUCGUGCUCCUGGCUGCUGUAACGACAGUCAUUGGAGUUGUUGAAGUCACCUGAGGCCAGGUGUGAAUGGUUGUUAAAGGACAGCAUUAUAAGUGAGGGAUAAGUGGGGUCGUAGACCUCGUUCAAACGAAAGAGGAGUGGAGGAAGUCAUCUAUGACCCUAUUCAGAGGUGGCUUGGCCUCAUGUGACUUUAACAACUCCAACUACAGGAACAAACCAAUUGAACUUCAAUGGUCCUGAUAAUAGCCCCACAGAGGUUAAAUACUGGGGCUGGGAGGUAGGCAAGCCCAGUGGUGGGAACAAUAGAGACAAAUCAUGAUGCUGUCUGUGUUAACACACCUUGACAGGCGUUUCUUUUGGGUCUCACACACUCAUUUGCAUUUUGAAACUGAUUUUGUCACAAAGGUGUGUCAAUGUUAACCAACAUGUUAUCAUUGUUUUGUUGGUCAACAUGCAGACCUUCUUGUGGAUGGCACUUUUAAAAACGUGUGUGUACAUUGACCCACACUUUGAUUUUGGUGCUAUUGCUUUGUGUCAAGUUUGUAUUUUGUGUUUUACUCUACAUCCAGCAUGUAGCUUCUGGUUAUCCUCUCUGGACCUGCACACCACUUGUUGAUGAGGUGAUACUGAAAAUACAGAGAUAUGCUGAUGGGUUAGUACUGUCAGGUUUAACCUAAUUUAACAAUGAGUGAUUGGUCCCUUCCUGAUGUCAUCAGGUUAUUUAUUUAAGAAUACCUCUGUUCUAAUGUCUGACAGAGGACUUUGCCCUAGUGCCUUGUCAGACUUUGUGAUGUCGGUGUGGUUGCAGAUUUCGGCAGGUCACUUGGUGAGUAGUACAUUAUCAUCACUGAUAGAAACGAUGGCCUAAACUAUGCUACUUUCAGAUGGAUGCCAUCAGAUUAUAGGAACUAUUUUAAAUGAGGCCUGACGUGCACAUGGACCUCCUACUCUGCGCUGUGAUAUGUGGCUCAAGUCAGAACGUACAGUAAGUUAUACACAGACAAGUCACCUAACACAAGCUGCUGUGAAAGAGUAGAGUAGUAACACGAGAGAAGCUUGAUUUAAAUGUAACACCUUCACUGUUUGUUGUCAUUCUGUUUGUCAUGUUGCCUGUUGAAAGUCACUUCUUAAAAUGUGCAUUGAAAUAUGAAUGAAAAUGAGUGUGAACAUGCCACAUGUGUCUGUGCAUGGUCCCCAGUCUCAGCUGUUGUCUUAGUACAGUGUCCAAAAAUGCUACCUAGAUCAUGACCUCAUUGACACUAUCUCAGGGCCCAUUGUCCGAAUGUUUGUUGUUGACAUUGCUUGACAAGUGCUGCAUUCACACUUUGACAGGACGGGGGGGACAAUGACUGCACCUAUGCUCCCUGAAAAUGAAUGACAACAGAAUGGAAGAUAAGCCAUAAAGCAAGAGGAGGGACUGCUCCACACUAUAUGAGCUCAAAGAGAUGGUCUGAGAUUGUAAAGCGUCCUGCUAUUACAGUGAGGGUGCACUGUGUACUUUUCAUCUUGACUCAAACAUAUCCACAGACUGAAGGGACUGUCUGAUGCAUGGAUUUGGGUUAACCCCUCAUCUACACCCUGGAUGAAGCUAAAUUAGGACAAGCAAGCGGCAACCACCACAACUGACAUGUUUGAUGUGCUGAGACAUCUGUCAAUCAAGCAGACAUGCCCCAAAACAAUACUUCUCUAGAAGCCUUAAUACCUCUUCGGUAGGUUCUCACCCUGAUGAUCACAGAACAAGGGACAUUAGCUCUUGAGAGCCACACAUCGUGUGAAAGAAACUUUAUUCCUGCAGAAAGGUUGGGACUCUUGAAAUGGAAUUCUAUGCAGUCAGAGGUUUUUCACAGCCAGCAUCUAGUGGCCGGUAAUGGUACUGCAUCUGAAGGCACUUCAGCCAUGGUGGUGGCUGCUGAACAAGAUUCUAUGUCCACUAUAUUUUCAUACUCACCAUUUACCAUUGAUCGACAUGACAUGUAACCUGUGUCACUGACUGUAUCACAGUGACAGGUCAUGUUCUCUUUUUCACAUACACUCCCCCACCUCAUGUUAAUGUACUCACUAUCUGUGUAUGCGCAUCUGCCUGUUCUUACUGUUCACAUCACUAAGUGACGAUCUAGGCGCGUGUGAAUGCAGAAAAAGCAAGGACUAUAUGUCUUUCAAAAUGCUUCUAAGAAAUACAAAAAUGUCAAAGCUUAAAAAGAAAACCAAGACACGGAGAAAAAAAAAGGCAUGCUACACUGCAAAACUAUAUUAUGAUGUAUAUGGUGUUGAUUGUAUACCACCACGUGCUCCACAGGAUGAUGCUUACCAUGGCAUUUUGUUUUCACCUGCCUAUGUUAUGACACAAGCAGCUCAUGCUCUGUACUUGGACAUUGCUCACAGUAUCUCUUGUGCAACCAUUACAUUAAAUGUAGUGAUUGCCUUUUGGAAAUAAAAGUCACUGAAUUAAGUGCUA